Messenger RNA from Melanotaenia boesemani (Boeseman's rainbowfish), 3252 nucleotides. RefSeq names its product Rho GTPase activating protein 10 (gene arhgap10). Gene Ontology annotation, biological process: signal transduction. Gene Ontology annotation, cellular component: cytoplasm. Bases 470 to 2890 code for a protein of 806 amino acids. Lineage: Eukaryota; Metazoa; Chordata; Actinopteri; Atheriniformes; Melanotaeniidae. Gene Ontology annotation, molecular function: GTPase activator activity; protein binding. The transcript has 22 exons. The record is from RefSeq and is a predicted model, not a curated record.
AAUACUCUUGGGCAGUAAGUUUUGCUACACGCACGCGGAUGUCAGCAGAGUUUUUCAAUCUGUCACUUUAGUAGGUGGAGUGGGUUUGACGGACUAAGGAAAACUUGGUCUAAGGAAAACACUGCAGCUGUGACUUUUUGACAAUUUUUGCAAAGUGACUUCCGAUGAACCCGUUACCGAAUAGCUUAUUGUGAUCACCUUUUAACAGUUAUAGUUAUACCAGUUAGCCAUUCUUCGCUUUGUAUAAUAGUCGUGCAACUACACUCAUGCACCAGUGUUAGAGGUUACCAUGCUAACCGCCGAUUGCUGCUGCUACUUGACGUCGCUACACUAUGUUUUGCCAGUCUGACUUGAAACCUCCGGUGAAAAGAGUUGUAGUUUAAUAGUACAAGCCUUUCUUUUAGCUACCAAGUAAGUGGCAUUUGGCCAGUUUCCCGUCGUUAAGCACGAACCGAGAACUGUCACAGACAUGGGACUACACCCGCUGGAGUUUAGUGAUUGCUAUCUGGACAGCCCCAACUUCAGGGAGAGGAUAAAAGCGCACGAGGCAGAGCUGGAUAAAACCAACAGGUUUAUUAAAGAACUGUACAAAGAUGGGAAGAACCUCAUUAAUGCGACAAAGCAGCUUGGGAUGGCACAGAGAAAGUUCGCUCAGUGUCUGGGAGAGUUUCAGUUUGAGUACAUUGGAGAUGCAAAGACAGAUGAUGAGAAAUGCAUCGAUGAAUCUUUGCAGGAAUUCUCCGUUUUCCUUAAAAACCUAGAAGACCAAAGAGAACUGAUGAUGAGAAACAUCACAGAAACUUUAAUGAAACCUCUGGAGAAGUUCAGGAAAGAGCAGCUCGGUACAGUGAGGGUAACGUAUGAUAGUUUAUUGCCUUUUGUCUGUUUGUAUAGCAUAGUUUACAUUUCAAUGCUUGUAGCAUAUGAAUAUUCAUACACUUGUAGUUUAAAUUUAUUAUGCUUUAUUUCUAAAAUUAAUGGUUUUUUUCUUUCUCCAACUAUUAUACAACUUUUUUUUUCUUUUUACUCUUUUAAGGCGGAAAGAAAAAGGUAUGAAAAAGAGACAGAGAAGUACUACAGCUCUCUGGAAAAGCUUCUGAAUAUGUCGGCGAAGAAGAAAGAGCCACAGCUACAGGAGGCAGACAUUCAGGUUGAAGCCAUGAGACAGCACUUUCAGGAGGUGUCGCUUCAAUAUGUGUGCCAGCUACAGGAUAUUCAAGAGAGAAAGAAGUUUGAGUGUGUGGAACCGAUGCUGGCCUUUUUUCAGACCGUCUUCACGUUUUAUCACCAGGGCUUCGAGCUUGCCAAGGACUUUGAUCAUUAUAAAAGAGCACUACAGAUUAAUAUUCAGAAUACAAGAAAUCGAUUUGAGGGCACACGAUCAGAAGUGCACGAGCUGAUGAAGAGAAUCAGAGAGACACCACAAGAAUACAGACAAACCAGCCCUAUUAGUUGUGAAGGUUACCUCUAUAUACAGGAAAAACGACCACCCCCCUUUGGUUCAAGUUGGGUCAAGCGCUACUGCACGUUUGUGAAAGAACAGAAGAUUCUGCACAUGGUGACUUUUGACCACAGAUCAGGUGGAAAGAUUGGUGAGACGGAGUCCGUCACGCUCAAAUCCUGUCUCCGCAAAACAACAGACAUGUUGGAUCGCAGAUUCUGUUUAGACCUGGACAUAACAGAUCGACCAGGAACGGUGCUUACAGUACAGGCCUUGUCAGAGGAUGACCACAAGUUCUGGAUGCAUGCUAUGGGCGGGAAGGAACCUAUUGGUAGCUAUCUUGGGAGGACACUUUCUAAAGAGAGAGGAAUUGAUGCCCAGUUGGAUGAUGUGGGUUUAAGUUUUGUGAAGAAUUCCAUCAAUGCAAUAGAGACAAGAGGUAUUAAUGACCAAGGCCUGUACAGAGUUGGAGGGGUAACCUCAAAGGUCCAGAAGUUCCUCUCAUUAAUGAUUGAUGAGAAGAACAAUGAAUUGGAUCUGUCAGCCAGUGAAGACUGGGACGUCAAGACAGUAACAAGUGCACUAAAGCUCUAUCUGAGGAGCCUCCCUGAGCCAUUGAUGACCUAUGGACUUUACAAAGAGUUCAUCAGCCCUGCAAAGGGCGGUAGUCCUGAGUCUCGCAUCCAAGCCGUCCACUGCCUGGUCCACAAACUACCAGAGAGGAAUCGACAAGUCCUCGGGCUGCUUAUGAAGCAUCUGGCCAAUGUGGCAGCACACAGCAAACAGAAUCUGAUGACCGUUGCGAACUUGGGUGUGGUGUUUGGCCCCACAUUAAUGAGGCCACAGGAGGAGACUGUUGCUGCCAUCAUGGAUCUUAAGUUUCAGAACAUUGUGGUGGAAAUCCUCAUUGAACACCAACAAAAGAUCUUUACAGAUGCUCCUGAGUUCUGCCCUUCUCCACCUGCUGUCCCAGUGUUCUCUGCUCCCACAAGGCAGUCCAAGAAACUGAAUCGACAGAACCGGCCCUUAGCAGUCUACAAUCCACAAGUCCUUGACAUUCAGAAUGCUGUGGGAGAUAGUGAGGCAUCAAUGGGCAGUAAUGAAUCUGUAUCAUCCCAGUCAUCAUCAGCCUCGGCCUCAGAGAUGUCAACAGAGAAGACCGACAGUACGACUCUUAGCAGCAACUCCCAAUCACUUACAGUAGCUUCAGGUGAGAGUCAAGCUGCUGCCACUACAACUGCUGCUGCCAAAAAAAAGCCAGAGGAGAGUGUCACCAACAGGAAAGCCAAGGCAGUGUACCCAUGUGAGGCAGAGCACGACUCUGAGCUCUCCUUCCAGGUCGGCGCAAUAUUCAACUCUGUGACCCAGUCGAGAGAGCCAGGCUGGUUGGAGGGGGAGCUGGAAGGAAAGAGAGGCCUCAUCCCUGAAAACUACGUGGAGAUGCUGUAAAACCAAAUAGAAAUAUUAAUGGACACUUUCCAUAUGUUCACCAGUGGUAACAUACAGAGAAGUAUGUGCCUCAGCAUGACUCAUCCAGUGUCCGUUGCCAUUUAUUAAUACUGGUUAACCAUUCUAAACACAUAAUUCUAUGUAUUUUGCCUGGCUGUAGAUUUUUGUGCUGCAUAGGAAUGCAUUUUUCUUUUUGGAUUUAGCAUGAAAAUGUUUUCACAAGAAUAUCAUCAUUGUCAUUUUAGAAUUGGGAUUGCACAUAAAAUGUUCUGCUGUAUAUUAAUUGCUGUAGCCUCUUAAAAUCCAAGUAGUAGCAUCACCAGAGAAUAAGUAUCUGUUCUCACUGUCCUCUUCCCAGUUAU